AUGUACGAGGACGAAACCGCAGACCACAGAACAUCGACCUGUGGUAACGUCAAAAACUAUUUCAGAGAAUAUUGCAAUUGUUCAAGUAUACAUGGUUUCAGAUAUUUCGGAGAGAAACGAACACAUUUCGAACGUGUUUGGUGGUUUGUCGUAUUCAGUAUCACCCUAGCGGCUUGCACUAUUUCCAUUCGAGAAGUUUAUAAAAAAUGGUUAAGAAGUCCGGUAAUCGUAAGUUUCGCCACAAAAGGCACCUCGAUUCACUCAAUACCAUUUCCUAGCGUGACCAUUUGUCCUGAAACGAAAUCAGAUCAAUCGCUGUACAGUCAUACAGGGGUAGUUAGAAGAAAUGGUCAAAAUCUCACCGAAAAAGAGAAAAAGGUUCUGGAUUACAUGGGACUAAUUUGUGAUGAAAAUACUAAUAUAAAAUAUUCAGACACCAAGUUUUUUACUACUGAUUUUUACGAAACAAUCGAAGAAAUCAAUAGAGGUACUAAUCCAUUUUUAAAAUGUUUCCACAUGGGAAACAUCGAAAAUUGCUCGGAAAUAUUCAAGCCCAUUAUCACAGAUGAAGGUUUAUGUUAUUCCUUCAAUAUGCUGGAUAGAAGCGAAAUUUUUAGAGAUAACGUAUUCAUUUUUUCUGAUUAUUAUAAAGUGGAUGAAUUAACUCAUUACAAUUGGUCUAUAUCUGGUGGUUACAACGAAUCUGCUAGUUUAUAUCCUUACCCAAGAAGAGCCCUUUUGGCUGGUGCACAAAAUUCUUUAACUGUUCUACUGAAAACGAAUAAAAAAAAUUUGGACUACAGUUGCAAAACCUCUGUGCAAGGAUAUAGGGUAUCUCUACACAUACCUUCAAGAGUGCCACGACCGAGUCAGGAAUAUUUUAGGGUUCCUCUAGAUGAAGUUGUAUUAGCUGCAAUUCAACCAGAUAUGAUAAAUACCGAUGAAUCUGUAAAGUUAUAUAACGCAAAUAGAAGAGAAUGCUUCUUCGAGUAUGAGAAACAAUUGAAAUAUUUCAAGCUAUAUACAAAUCUUAAUUGUCAUUUGGAAUGUCUUACCAACUAUACCCUACACUAUUGCGGAUGCGUCGAUUUUUUCAUGCCGAGAGAAAACUCAACAAAUAUCUGCGGUACAGGUAGUUUGGAAUGCAUGAAAAAUGCUAAAACGGAAUAUGUACUAGAAGAUCUACGAUAUAAAAUGAAAAUGAAUGCUACCAAACGACAUAUAUCAGAAAAUAUUCGUGGAACGUCGUUAACGGACUGCAAUUGUAUGCCUUUGUGCUCUGAUCUCUCUUACAACGUCGAAACGUCCCAAAGUUAUUGGAACUGGAAGAAGACCUUUGAAGCAGAUAUCAAAAACCAAUCUAUAGUUAAUCCAGCUGAUGAGUUCUACAUAUCCAAGCUCAUUCUAUUCUUCAAAUCCUCACAGUUUAUUCCGUCUAAGAGGCAUGAGUUGUACGGCCCUACGGACUUUUUGGCGAAUUUCGGAGGAUUACUUGGACUCUUUACUGGAUUUUCGAUCCUUUCCUUUAUGGAAGCCAUUUAUUUUUUGACAGUCCGGUUAUGUUGCAAUUCAAGACUUUAUGGGUAUUGGGCAGGUCCAGAGAAGUGA
Molecule: messenger RNA, 1608 nt
Organism: Diorhabda sublineata
Lineage: Eukaryota; Metazoa; Arthropoda; Insecta; Coleoptera; Chrysomelidae
Product: pickpocket protein 28-like
Exons: 11
Coding region: 1-1608 (535 amino acids)
Biological process (GO): sodium ion transmembrane transport
Cellular component (GO): membrane
Molecular function (GO): ligand-gated sodium channel activity
Source: RefSeq, a predicted model, not a curated record